Molecule: messenger RNA, 3189 nt
Organism: Helicoverpa armigera (cotton bollworm)
Lineage: Eukaryota; Metazoa; Arthropoda; Insecta; Lepidoptera; Noctuidae
Gene: mura
Product: E3 ubiquitin-protein ligase arkadia-A
Exons: 18
Coding region: 839-2818 (659 amino acids)
Biological process (GO): protein ubiquitination
Molecular function (GO): ubiquitin protein ligase activity
Source: RefSeq, a predicted model, not a curated record
GCUAUAAAUGUCGGGACACGAGUUGUGUAAACUUUUUUUAAUGAGGCUUACGUAUCGGUCGUCCGGACUGGGCGCAUAGCGUUAUAUUAUCUCGGAUUUUUUCUUGAAACUGUCGGGUUUUUGCCGUUCCUGAGUUCUAUUUCUUUCGAGGAAAACUGUUUUGUGUUAAUAGUGUACGUUUUGCGAGAUUGUGGUAUGCGCCAGUGCGUGACGACCGAGUCGAGAUCACCCAGCCUGAUUCACAUUAAUUAUGUGAACGGUGACGAACCAUUUUAAGUGCGCGAUAACACGCCCGUUGUUCUCGGACAUCCAGGACAUUUUAUUAUUAGCCUGCAAAGAACUCAAGUGCGAUGCAUAUGUGCCGCUAAUAUAAAAUCAAUACUGAGUGAACUGUUAAUCCUUAGUGAACUUUACACUGUUUUUAUUACCUGCAACAUAUUGUUUGUCGUCAAAUAUUAAUUGAUAACCGUGUCGUUCAGUUUCGUUGGACUUAUUAGUAACAAAAAAAAUAUUUUUAACAAAAUGCUAAACUUGGCGGUCGUUUUUGAAUCUAGUGCGUGGUGCGUCCACUAGGCGGCGCUGCUCACAUAAAGACUUCGUGCGCUUGCGUGAGCUCAGUCCGCGCGAGCUUCGCGUCGUUGCAGUAGGUUCCAAAACAAGAGCGUAGGGCUCCGUGGGAGUCCCAAAAAUAAUAAAUUAAAUAAUCCCCGUGCUUGUAAAAGUGUCGCAGUGCAGUGUGCCAGUGUUGUGUUGUUUGGUGAUAGUGACGCGAAGCGGAGCUCGCGGCUCCGCCGUGUCGGCGCGGAUCGAUACGACGAAGUGGUAUGGCGCAGAGGACAUGAGCCAAGGAGGCUCAAGGAGGCCCUACUCGCGCGGGGGCCCGCGUUGGCACCCGCGCUACAAGGACUACUGGGACUACGAACAAAACUAUAGCGAUGGCAGUAGCGCCGGCAGUCCAAAAGAGGCGUGCGUUGCCGCGUCUCCUCCCCCUGCGCCCGCGCCGGUCAAGCGGGACGUCCGUCACCAUCAUCAGCACGUGUCGCACCAACAUGGACCCCAUGGACCUCAUCAGCAGCAUAUGCAUCAUGAGCAGCAUUCGAGGCCGUUGAGUAUAGGCGGUGGAGCUGGUGGGUCACGGCGCGCUGAGCGCCGCGCCGCCGGUCCCUCCGAGCGACGUCGCACAGAAAUGCGCGUGAGUCCCGGAGGCGCGGGUCCAUCGGCAGACCCGCCUCACAUGAUGCAUCAUCAUCACAUGGACACGAACCCUCUAGAAGGUUCAGUGGAAUCGAUGGUGAGCGGAGCCGGAUCCUCGGAUGGAGAACUGUCGUCCAAGGCCGGAGACAGCCCCAGCCGGAAGAGGAGGCGCAUAUCCAGACAUUUGUCAUCAGGAGAAAGCAACGUGUCGGUAUCGGCGCCCGCCGUCGAACGACGCACUCCCAGACACCAUUAUCAACCACCCCGGCGGAUGCGAUACGUGAACAACGGUGCCGGCGCGUGGGCGGAGCGACUGCUAGAGCCUCACGCUCACCAGCCGCAUCCCGCCCACCCCGCGCAUCCCGCGCAUCCCGCCCAUCCCGCGCAUCCCGCGCAUCCGGCGCAUCCGGCCCAUCAUACGCAUCAUGCGCAUCCCCAUCAUACGCCGCUGUUGCUUGAUAUUAACCAGAUGUCAGUACGCGGCACGCGGCUCGGCGCGCUGGGUGGCGUGGGCUGGCAUCCGCACGCGCACCGCGACCACGCGCAGCGCACGCAGGUGGCCGCGGGCGGCGUGGGAGCGCCCGAGCUCUGGGGCGCCGCCGUGCUGCCCCCGCUGCCGCACCUGCGCUACCAGAUGGGCGGCGUGUAUGCUGGCCUGCAGUAUCACGGGAGCUUCGCCCCGCCGCCUCCGCCCCGCGGGCCUUUCGCCUCCCCGCCGCACCCUCAUACGCAUUAUAUUGCUAAUUCUCAGCGCGCUGAAGGUGGUCGCCUAGAAAUGGUGGGCGGCGGAGAAGGUACUCUUUCACCUCUACAACCUGCCACGGAUCUACACCAUGCCCCAUUACUGCUCGCCACUGAGGCGCGCGGAGCCCCACUGGAGCUGAUGGCGCCCCAUCACGCGAGACAUGCUCUGUCACAUCACCACCAUCGUCGCAGCGGCGGUGGCGUAGGCGUUGGCGUGGGCGGCGGCGUAGGCGUGGGCGUGGUGGGCGGCGGCUCGCGGGCGCGGCCCUACGUGCGCCACGCGGCGCGCUGGCCGCAUCAUCCCAUACACCAUAUACACACGCAGGGUGGCGGCGGCCUCGUCGGCGCAGCGUUACCGGCACAUGUGCAGGCGCAACUGCACGUGGCACAACCGCUGUCGUUACCCCCUCCACCGCCUACAUACCAGCCGAGCCAGGCUGAACCUCUGCUGCAAGGCAUGAUAUCGCAGGCCACGCGAGCUCUGUCGCAUCAGGUGUUCCUAAACCUCCUAGCAAUGUUCCCUCUCUCUCCCUACGCGGAAGCCCGAACCACAAACGACGAAGGGACGGACUCAACGGAGCCCGAAAACUACGAGGCCUUACUGUCCCUCGCGGAACGCCUCGGGGAAGCCAAGCCGCGAGGCCUCGCGCGUCACGAGAUCGACGCGCUGCCGAGCUACAAGUUCGCUGCGGCUACGCAUAGGGGCGAACAGACCAGCUGUGUGGUGUGUAUGUGCGAGUUCGAGUCCCGGCAGACGCUGCGGGUGUUGCCGUGUGCUCACGAGUUUCACGCCAAGUGUGUCGAUAAGUGGUUGCGGUCAAACAGAACGUGUCCAAUUUGCCGCGGCAACGCGUCAGAAUACUUCAACAAUGCCGAGUGACUCGACACACAAACGCACAGACGGACAAAUUGUGCACUGCUACUCGUCAUCAUCUUCGCACCCGGAUAAAUGGUCAUUGCAAGUACGACUCGUCAUCAUUGUGACGAACUUUGCAACCUACUCGUCAUCGUCGUGGCCAGAUAACUUGUAACUAUGUUAUAUGCGUAAGACACAAGUUUUGCAUACUGUUACUGCGAUGUGACCAGAUAACUGGACAUUGCGAUACCUACACGUCAGCGUGACGAAUUCUGCAAGUCCUACUCGUCAUCGUCGUGACCAGAUAACUUGUAACUAUUUUGUAUGCGUAAGAAACAUCUAUAUUAUGAUGUAGAAGUGACAAUUUCGGAGAUCCUUUUUAACACCAUUUUUAC